UUGAUUGAUGAAUAAAAACCCUACUCUAAGGAGUUCUCCUAAGCUUGCGAGCUAAGGUUUUGUUCUUGGUUUUAUAGCCGAGAAUUGCAGACCUAGAGAUCAAGAAAAUCAUCCUUUAUCUCGUGGUAAUCUCUACCCUAAACUAGCCUCUUCCUUUUAGUGUUGAAGUUGCUUGUUUGGUUACUACUAUUCGCCAUCCACCAUCCCUGUUUUACUAUGAAACCAUCACUACACUAAAACCUUCGACCCUAGUUGCGAGCUCUGAUCAUCCGAGUCUCUCCUUGGGCUCAUCAAGUGGCAUCAUUGCCUGGUUCAAACACGUUCGGAUUGUUUAAGAAAGAACGAGACACAAAUACCCCAUCGCAUUGCAGAAGGAAGCCGAGGAAACAGAGUCUGAUUCCGAGCUCGAAGAAGAAAUCCAUGUGAGAAAUCGACCAUGGAGGGACAAACCAAUAUGACGGAAUUGCUGCAAGCAAUAAUGGCAUAGAUGAACGCCACGUUCCAAGUACAAUUCAACACAUCAACCCACAAUUGGCAGAGUUGAAGUUGGCGGCGGUAACAGAGCCAAAGAUGUCGGACACGAUGAAGAGGAAAGAGACUAUUCACGAGGGAGACCAGAGCCCUCAGGCUCUGAAAGAAUGCAUUAGGGACUUGGAGCAUCAAUUGAUUCUCGUCGGUUACAAUCAUCGUGAUCGAAUCAUGAAUUCGUGAUCACGACUGCCGACCACCCGAAACAGUGGGCAUCAACGAGCUACGGGGGAUUAAAUUGAACAUCCCCUCAUUUCAAGGAAGCUUGAAUCAAUCUUUGUACUUGGAUUGGGAGCGAAAGGUGAUCCUCUUCUUUGAUUGCCACAACUACACUGAAGAACAGAAGGUCACGCUUGCUUCCUGAUGACUCAAUAUUUACACAUGUUUUGUCCCCAAUUCUUAUACUGUUUGAGGCUCGGAUCUCGGGUUUUAAGCUGAUUUUAUGCUAGGUUGUUCUUGUUUAUGCCAUUUCAGGUCCUAAUGCAUGAAUGGAGAUUUGAGCACGAGUUUGGGGACGAUUGGGCGAAAUCGGGACGAGCGAGGGAAAGCAGACAAGUUGCACGGCCAGCACGGGAAAGUGCAUGGUGGCAAUUUUGGCUGUGUGGGAUUUACCGAGAAGUUGCACGGCUUGACCCUAUUUUCGCACGGCCGUGCACGAAGAACUUUCUGGCCGUGAUGAACUAUGUGAGAGCCUGCACUGCCAGGCGCUGGGAUUGCACGCGCCGUGCAAUGGUCGUGCACUCCCUUCGCGGAAUUAAGAGAAACUCUCCGUUUUGGGUUGCAUGGGCAACGAAGGGGGUUGCACGACCGUGCAAUCGUGGGCAGCUUCAUAUAAACCCAAUUUUGGGUUUUGGAGAAGGAUAAUCGACUUUUUGGAGCAAAAACAGAGUUCUAGAGAGAGAAAGUGCAAAGAACAAACCGUAGGAGCUAUUUGGAGUUGAUUUCUCACCAUUAAAGCCCAGAUUGCAUCCCCAAGAGUGAAGAUCAACAUCCCAGAGCAGAUUAUUCCCAUCUUUAUCAGUAUGACUGCUUUGAUUUCUGUUUUCCUCUCUCUAUGGAGUAGACCUUCUCUCACUUGGGUAUGAAGAACCCUAGUUCCAUGUGUUAGGGAUUUGAGUUGUAAUGACACAUUCUCUCUCUUCUAGGUUAUUUGAGUUCCACGUGAAAGUCUGUCAUUUUCUAUACUACAUUCUCUCUCUUCCACCUGUGUGCCUUGACGUGUUGCUUUUGCUGAUUGUGUGCAGGUAGUGCAUGGCCCAUAGCCAGUCGGGAUAUCUACUGCCAUUAGACCAUGAGAUUGAAAGAACUUGUCGUAACCUCAAGCGCACUUUGAAGGCACGACUGGCUGUAAAGGAGGCUCUAGCACAGCUGCACAUUAACUAGGAGGAAGAAAUGGGUAAACCACAGAACAAUGAUGUGGUUAUUCUCGAGGAGCACAAUAUGGGAUACUACUGGACUGCCAGAGCCGCAGACAUGAGGUCGCCCAUCCAGUACCCUCAAGUUCUAGCCAAUAACUUCAAGGUGAGUACCUUUGUCAUCACCAUGCAAUGCGGCUCGAUGGUAUUCUAUGGAAAGGACGGGGAGUAUCCCAGAUUGCACCUACGGAAAUUCCAGCUGAGAUACUUCUCAUUCACUCUGGAGGGGCAGGCCAAGGAGUGGUUGGACACUCGGCCCCUAAGAUCGAUCACUACGUUCGCCAACCUGGCGGACAAGUUCCUUACUCGCUAUCACCCUCCAUCAAAGAUGGCGGACCUGGAGAAGCAGAUCACUCACCAGUCUAUUCCUAAAGUGUCCCAGUCAUGGUUUGAAUGACGCUUGGGCACCCUCUAUCACGCCCUCUUCCCAGAAGAUCAGCAGCUGAUUGAAUCGGUAUGUGGCGGGAACAUGUUGACUAAAAUGCCACCAUAGUU
Molecule: messenger RNA, 2438 nt
Organism: Linum trigynum
Lineage: Eukaryota; Viridiplantae; Streptophyta; Magnoliopsida; Malpighiales; Linaceae
Source: the annotation of a GenBank genome assembly